Molecule: messenger RNA, 911 nt
Organism: Pogonomyrmex barbatus (red harvester ant)
Lineage: Eukaryota; Metazoa; Arthropoda; Insecta; Hymenoptera; Formicidae
Source: RefSeq, a predicted model, not a curated record
GUGUUCCUGGAAAUUACAAAAGAAAAUAAAUAUAUUGAUAUAUUGCGACGAAUAGACGAAUUUCUAGAUUUUAAGAAAUAAUAGAUGUGGUAACUGUAUUAAUCUGUAUUGUGCUAUUUACUAAAAAAAAAAUAACACAUUUUUACUUUUGUUGUGUAAAAUGUUAAAUUGAACAGAGUGCGUAUGACGACGUUUAGGUUCUUCACUUAUGUGGGCAGAUUGAUAUUGUGCGGCAAAAGUUGAGUGAAAUCAGGCGGAAGGACAUCGAACGAGAUAUGAACCGGAAUAUCGUAAAAAUGUUGAUUGUUCGGCAUCAAAAUAUUAUCUCUUUUUCCAAGAAUAUUGAGGCUCUCUUCUCAAAUAUCGCGCUAUUACAAUUUGUGUCGAAUACUCUAGUUAUCUGUUGUCUAGGAUUUGUCAUCGUAAUCCUUGCACCGCUGUCGUCGGACUGCCCGAUCCUUCUUACAAGAACCUAUAGCGCCAACUGUGAUCUUUACACUGGUCUUCCCAUCGCAACAAACUCCUGCGAUACGUCUUCAUCUUCCUCCCUCGCAAUCCCCUACGUUACACUCCCCUAGCAGCAAAACUUUCCAACCUGGCGAGCAAUUCAUGGAAACUGCUUCUGGAACUUCUCCUUCUCUUGCCUGUUGCAUAUUUAAAAAGGGCCUACAGUUGCAUCAUGAUCGAAACUUUGAAAGGAAAGGGAAAUCCCCUAUAAAUGAUAUUUAUUAUCUAAAAUUACAGUUCCAAUUUUUUUCUUCUGUUAUUUUCUAUAAUAUAGUAGAAAUAUAUAUUUAAUAAGUAGCGAUUGGUCUCAAUGGUGGGUGACAUGGAUUGAAAGUUCAAAUCUACCACGAGUAAGUUUUAGUCUUAAUAAAAUCAACCACGCAAUUGUAAAAUAUUUCUGAUCC